This is a messenger RNA of Trematomus bernacchii (emerald rockcod), 4130 nucleotides long. RefSeq names its product solute carrier family 22 member 13-like. The record is from RefSeq and is a predicted model, not a curated record. Gene Ontology annotation, cellular component: membrane. Gene Ontology annotation, biological process: transmembrane transport. Gene Ontology annotation, molecular function: transmembrane transporter activity. NCBI's taxonomy places the organism in Eukaryota, Metazoa, Chordata, Actinopteri, Perciformes, Nototheniidae. The transcript is spliced from 10 exons. The coding region runs from base 2199 to 3824 and encodes 541 amino acids.
GUGUUUUCUUUUCGCCACGUGUGACCACUGGCUGCUAAUAUUACUUCUCUUGAGAUGAAUACAUUUACUUUUUGUGCUUGUACUGCACUAGGAGUUCACAAAGUCAGACAGGCAGCUUCAGGAACCUGCAGUGAGACUUACUUUCGUUAUAACAAGCAAAGUGAAACAUUAACAGGCACAACAGACAGAAGCGGGUAAUGUUUGUCAAUGUCCCCGUGUAGAUGGGGAUCACUUGGUCCAUUUACCAUUACUGAUCUAACAGCUGGGAAGAAUCCUGAAUGCUGGCAAUGAAAGUUGAGUCUGGAGCUGCUAGUGUUACAGGCUGACAGACGAUGAACUUCUGUGGAGUGGUGCACGCUCAAAAACUGAAAAUGAUCAACCAAAGUAAAAUAUAGUUUAAAGGGUCAGUUUACCCAAAUUGCUAAAAAAUAAGUAAUAUUUUGUCACUUGCCUCAAGUGGUAUUUAGCUGAUACAUCUGGUCUUAUCUGCCUCUUAUUUCAUACAGUUCAUGUAUAUGGAAUGUAGUCAUGCUAGCGGCUUAAAUAAUGCGUUGUAAUGAGCUAAAUAUGUUUAAGAUCCCUAAAUCGUUUGUCACUGGUGAUUCUUUGUAAUGCGCCACCAAAAUAUCAAAAAAUAAAAACAUUUUGAAUUGGUUUAUGACCAAAUAACCAAUAAACUAAUACCAUACACAUUAGCCUCAGCUGUGCUUUGUUUUUAGCGCUAAGUAGCUAAUGUUGGCAUGCUAACAUGCUAAACUAAGAUUGUGAACAUGGCGAACAUUACACCUGCUAAACAUUAGCAUGUUAGCAUUGCCAUUGGAAAACGUUAGCACGCUAUUAGCUAGUAGAGCCUCGCAGUGCAGCUAGCAUGACGCUACACUUAUCACAAAUUAAAUUCCAUUUACCUGCAUUGUAUUUAUGGGCAGCAGGAAUCUUAAGAGAAACCCCUAGAGGUAAAUGUUUCCUAUAUUGGGUGAAAUAAGCCUUUAAACUUCUCCAGAUGCCAGUUAUUAUUCAGUUUGUGUUCCUUCUCACUAGGCAAGUUGUUGUGCCAGUACUGUAGUCUCUUUGCUAUUUAAACUUUCACCAACAAAUCACUGUCGUCACUCCCUGUGUAGCUGUAUGGUUGUUUAGUACCUUGUGCAAGGCCUGCGACAUGGCUCCGAGUUCAGGUACUGAUGUAAAUGGUGUAUGUAAAGAUGUUGUAAAUGUAUGUAUGAUGGCAACUCCAUGCACUGUCACACAAACAUCAUGAGGUUUGUUUGUAACCAUGUAGAUGCAUUGACUGUUUAAGUGUACCUGUCAGAUAAAUGGAACAUUUGAUUUGUAAAUAUAGAUUAAGGCAGAUUGAGACUGCUCAUUUUCAGUACACAGUUGAAUUUGUUUUGUAGUGUUUUUCCACUGUUGGCCUUUAUCAAAGCAUCACUUAUGCACACAUUAUUUGUUUAAUUGGCACCUUAUUGAUAUGUUAACAUGCAUAUUUUCGGGAUUACAUGCAGCUUGUAAUCACACACUUUGUGCUUUGACGUCCUGAUAUGCAGUUUUCUCACCGAAACCUGUCCGAUGCUAAUGCAUAAAAUAUAAUUUUCAUAAGACGGGCAGCACAGGCUACACUCUCUUCCCCCCUGUGUGUGUAUGUGUGAGAUUUUGGUGAUAAAAUGAUUGAUCAUCAAAUGCUUUGAACUGAAAGUCACUUAGAUAUUCUUAAUUUCUUUCCAUUUUUAUUGUUUACUUUACAACAUUAUUCUGCCUCUUAAUGGAGACACCAAAUUAUUAGUAUCAAUUGAAUCACUUAAUUGGCGAGCAAAUCUUUUCUUUUUUACAGAUCAUUACAUAUAUUUUUUAAAUAUCAUUGAUUAUACAAUGUGUACAUCGACAAAUGCAUAAUUUGAAGUGGAAUAUUUGUGAUAAGAUACAAAGGAGAUUCCUUGGCAUGUAUAGAUUAUUGGAAAAUGUCAACAAAUGCAAAUGAUAUUUAGUAGCUGAAUAAAGUCACAUGAUGGAAUUCAAUUGGUGAGGACAAUGGUUAAUUACAAUGUGAUGCCUCGUUCUGCGUGUUCUUUGCUUUUAACAGGUCAACCAUUUGGUCCUGUGUGCUCACCACACAUUCAGUUACAAAGGUUAAACAUUUAUUUCGACUUGAGCUUUUGGAAGAAAGUGUCUCCGAGUUGGUGUCGCACUUAAUCAGCCGUUUGAAAAUGGUUAAUUUUGGAGCGAUUUUGCGAACUAUUGGCGACUUUGGUUUGUUCCAGAAAAUAAUCCUUCUUGGGUUAACCCUCCCAAAUGUCUUCAUGCCCCUUUUCUUUUGUAGUUUUCUUUUUAUGGAUUCAGAUCCAGAUAGACACUGUAACACAGACUGGAUCCUUCGGGCAGACUCUAACCUGACCACAGAUGAGCAGCUGAACCUGACUCUGCCCCGAGAGGAUGACGGGACCUUCAGCAAGUGUCAGAUGUUUAUCCCUGUGAACUGGUCUAUUGGUUCCAUCAGGGAGAACGGACUCAAUGAGACCACAGGGUGCCAGAAUGGAUGGGUGUACUCCAGAACGCUGUAUGAAGCCACCGUAGUCACUGAUUUUGAUCUCGUCUGUGACAAGUCGUACAUGGCUGAGGUUGUGCAGGCGAUCUUCAUGUCUGGUUUACUUGCUGGUUCUUUCAUCUUUGGACCAACAGCUGAAUCGUACGGCCGCAGGAGAACCACCCAGCUACCAGUCGUGCUCUUGCAAAUAUUCGUCAUAGUUGCUGGUGUGUCUCCAAAUGUCUACGUCUACAUAGUGACGCAGUUCAUAGUUGGAGCUGCCCUCGGGGGAUAUAGAAUUAACUCCACCGUAUUAGCUACAGAGUGGAUUGGGGUCACCAAAAGGUCCUUUGCUUCCUGUAUGAGCCAGUUGUUUGCAGCUUUUGGACAGUGUGUCAUGGCUGGUCUGGUCUAUGGCAUCCGUGACUGGAGAAAAGCACAGUACGUCAUAGGAGGAGCGCAGGCCUUUGUAACGUUGUACAUAUGGUGGAUUCCUGAAUCUGCAAGGUGGUUGCUGGAACAGGGAAGAACUGAAGAAGCUAAUCAAUUGAUACGUAGAGUCGCAGCAAUCAACAAAAGGAAAAUCCCAGAUAACCUGCUGGACGAGGUCACCGGGGGACGGGAAGUGAAAAGUGGGGGAAUCAAAGCAAUUUUUACCUCAGCAGUCCUGGUUAAAUAUUUGUUAAUUUUAUCUUUCGCCUGGUUUUCGUUAAACCUUGGCUACUUCUGCGUAGUUUUGAAUGUGGGUAAGUUUGGUCUGAACAUCUUCCUGGUUCAGUUCCUGUUUGGGAUCACUGAGAUGCCCGCACAUCUCCUCUGUAUCUGGUUUUUGGAGUUAAUUGGGAGAAAAAAAUCCUUAAUAUCAACCCUCCUGACAGGAGGGUUGUUUUGCCUCUUAACCUUGGCUUUCCCUCGAGACUGCGCUAUUGUUAUCACAGCCCUUGUUACCGCCGGGAAGUUCUUUUUGAACUGGGCAGGUUCAGUAUGUUUGAUCUACAUUCAGGAGUUGUUUCCCACUUCUGUCAGGCAAACUGCCGUUGGCUUUGGCUCUAUUGCCUAUAGAGGAGCAGGCUUGAUGUCCCCCUUGCUCAACAUGUUGGCCAUUUACCACUGGGCCAUACCCAUCUUAGUCUUCAGCAGCCUUGCAGUGACCAGUGGAGCUCUUGUCUUCCUGCUCCCUGAGACCCGGAGAACAGAGCUGCCUGACUCAGCUGAUGAGACCGAGGGCAACAGGAAUAUGAGCACGAAGAAAAUGGGCAGUGACUCCAACGUGGUCGAACAAAACGGCAGAAAUUCCACCAAACUCUAGCCGAUAUGGUUAAUCUUUUUUAAAGAUGUUUUUGUCGUGUGAGAUAUACAUUGCUGAAUACAAUAUUUAUUGUGGAUGCUCUUUGGCCUUCAAUGUUGCUGAGUCACAUUGUGUGUUUGCUAAUGUCUUACUCAAUUGUAGGUAUUUACGGCUGUCAUUUCUGUAAGAUGCUGAAAAUCAGUCAGUGAAUUAAAGGAACAUAAGCUUAACUCUGUUUUUCUGGGAAUCAUUCAAAAGUCUUAAAAGGCAUGGAAUUAAUUUACAUUAAAAAAAAUGGUAUUAAAGGUAGGGUAGGUAAGUUUGAGA